CUAUAUUUGGUUUUUCUUUUUUUGAAAAGAAAAAUCUCCUAUAAACAGACACGCAUAUUGACACACAAUUUGUCACGUCUCGCGGAUCAAAUUCAAUACAAAGCAUCUACGAUUAAAUCAAUUCUUCAUAUAUAUUAGGGAUCAUUUCAGUCAACUUAUUUCCACUCCGCGAAACUGAAAUGUAGCUCUCCAUCAUGAAUGAAUCUAACUACCAAUCUUUAACUUUUUCAUAAGUAGAUUUAUUGGUAUCCAAUAUGGAUGCAUGACCAUUGAAUGCCACCCAUCUUCUCGCACCACUUUUUCUUAGUAUUCAAUCAUUCAUCAAUGAUGAUAAUAAGCACAUAUCAAUCAUCAUCUCCUAAAAUUUCUCUCUAUGUAGUAUGCAUAUAUAUUCAAAGUCUCCACACCCCUAAGCCCGUUACCCAUACAAUCUAAUAUACUACUCAUAUAUACUUAUCCUUGGGAAGCAAAUUUUUUUUUUGCUUCUUGUCCUAACCGCUAGGUAUAUGUGUAACUAUUACAUACACAAAAAUGGCCGCUUGCAAUGAUAGUAAUACUUACGACCAUGUCGGUGACAUAGAGCAGUAUGAGAUUGAUGUUUCGACGAAAAUGGAAAAAGAAGUUCUUCAUGAUGAUGAUGAAGAUCAUGGAGAAGGAAAUGAGGAAACUACCAGGCGUUUUGGAGGACAAAGGGAAGGUGUGUUCUUGACGUGGGAUGAUUUAUGGGUGAGUGUUCGAGAUGGGAAAAGAGGGAGUAAAUCCAUACUAAGGGGGCUCACCGGGUAUGCCCGACCCGGUGAACUUUUGGCCAUCAUGGGUCCUUCUGGAUCCGGCAAGUCCACGCUUCUUGAUGCUUUAGCAGGGAGGUUGGACUCGAAAUCAAAGCAAAGUGGGGAUAUUAUGAUCAAUGGUCGAACUCAAAGGCUUGCUUAUGGCACUUCAGCUUACGUGACUCAAGAUGACAUCUUAACAUGGACUCUAACAACCAGAGAAGCUGUGUACUACUCUGCUCAGCUUCAGCUACCGAAUACAAUGUCGAAAGCAGAGAAAAGAGAAAGGGCUGAGAAUACUAUCAAGGAAAUGGGAUUGCAGAGCUGCAUUGAUACUAGAAUCGGUGGUUGGGAAAGUAAAGGUCUGAGUGGUGGCCAACAAAGGCGAGUGAGUAUUUGCAUCGAAAUCCUGACUAGGCCGAAGCUUCUUUUCCUUGAUGAGCCAACUAGUGGACUAGAUAGCGCGGCUUCAUACUAUGUGGUGGAUCGCAUUGUUAAACUCGCCAGAGAAUAUGGGAUGACAGUGUUUGCAUCCAUGCAUCAACCUAGUGCCGAAGUCUUCAAACUAAUCGACAAUCUUUGCCUUCUUUCAUUAGGCCGGACUAUAUAUUUUGGAUCCACUUUUGCAGUCAAUCAGUUUUUCUCUUCAAGUGGCUUUUCGAAUCCUAAUCUCAUCAAUCCAGCAGAUCAUUGUCUUAUGAUGAUCAAUACAGACUUUGAUGAGGACAUUGAAUCAGGCUUCCCUGGAAAGCAAACCACAAAAGAAUUACUUGACAAGAUAGUGGAAUCUUACACAUCCUCUGAUUUAUAUAACCUCACCCUUGAAGAAGUUGCUCGCAUAAAUGCACAACAAAUUGGAGCGGUGAAGAUUACAAAAAAUGGUCCCACCUGUUUCAGACAGUGUCUUGUCCUAACAAAAAGAUCAUUCCUGAACAUGUAUCGGGACCUUGGCUAUUACUGGCUACGCCUUGCUAUUUACAUAGCUUUGGCAUUUGGCUUAGGUACCGUGUUUUAUAACGUGGGGAACAGUUACAGCUCCAUUAAUGCGCGGGGUUCCAUGAUCAUGUUUGUAGUCUCAUUGUUAACCAUGAUGGCAAUAGGAGGCUUCCCCUCAUUUGUUGAGGAAAUGAAGGUUUUUCGCCGAGAAAGAUUAAAUGGUCAUUAUGGAGUCGCAGCAUUUGUCAUUAGUAACAUAAUUUCAUCAUUCCUCUUCCUGUUACUUAUCGCCGCGAUUCCUGGUGCCAUUUCCUAUUACCUGUCAGGAUUAAAAAUGGCCCCUGAAAACUUUGUCUAUUUCACUCUUGUGCUUCUUGUGUGCAUCAUGUUGGUGGAAGGCCUUAUGAUGAUUGUUGCAAGUCUGGUUCCAAAUUUUCUGAUGGGACUAAUUAUUAGUGCUGGAAUGCAAGGAGUGAUGAUGUUAAGCGGAGGUUUCUUCCGGUUACCCGAUGAUUUGCCAAAGGUAUUCUGGAAAUAUCCUCUGUAUUUCAUCUCCUUCCACAGAUAUGGAUUUCAAGGACUGUACAAGAAUGAGUUUGAAGGGCUCAAAUUUCCCAACAAUGGAAUAAUGGGAGGAUCAUCUUCAUGGAUUGAUGGUGAAACAAUUCUGAGGGAUGUUUGGCAGGUUGAAUUGAGUUAUUCCAAAUGGAUUGAUCUUGCCAUCUUGAUGCUCAUGGCCAUCUCAUAUAGGAUUCUGUUUUUCGGAAUUAUUAAGAGUAGAGAAAAACUCAAACCCAUCAUCAAACAUCUCUCCAUGGGGAUUUCUCAUGAAAGAGAGUAACUUUGUAAACUAGUAGUACUUUGGUACAGUCAAGAACUAAUGGGGAAAGAUCACAACUCCUUGAAGGAAAACAAAAUAUAAAUACGCAUGAGGGGAUUUUCCCAUUCCACAUAAUGAUUUCACAAAUAACUGCUAUUAUCCGUUGAAAUUCAAUGCAAAGAAUUUGGACACGUUCUGCCCGUCAAGAUAAAUUUUAUAGUAUUAUUUGUUUUUUUGGGUACAAAUUUUAUAGUACCAUUAAUCGAAAGC
Messenger RNA from Oldenlandia corymbosa var. corymbosa, 2796 nucleotides. NCBI's taxonomy places the organism in Eukaryota, Viridiplantae, Streptophyta, Magnoliopsida, Gentianales, Rubiaceae. The record is from the annotation of a GenBank genome assembly.